Molecule: messenger RNA, 1197 nt
Organism: Eucalyptus grandis
Lineage: Eukaryota; Viridiplantae; Streptophyta; Magnoliopsida; Myrtales; Myrtaceae
Product: ras-related protein RABA5e
Exons: 2
Coding region: 80-742 (220 amino acids)
Cellular component (GO): endosome
Molecular function (GO): GTP binding; GTPase activity
Source: RefSeq, a predicted model, not a curated record
GCACCUUCUCUCCUCCUCUCGCGGAAGCAGCAGCUCGCUCGCUCGCUCGCUCGCUGUGGCCAUAAGUCGAGAGCUUCCGAUGAGGGGCGGCGACGGGGGGAGGGGGGACUCGCAGCAGGAGUACCUGUUCAAGAUAGUGAUCGUGGGGGACUCGGCGGUGGGGAAGUCGAACCUGCUGUCCCGGUACGCGCGCGGGGAGUUCGACCACGCCUCCAAGGCCACCGUCGGGGUCGAGUUCCAGACCCAGUGCCUCCAGAUCGACGGCAAGGAGGUGAAGGCCCAGAUUUGGGACACCGCCGGCCAGGAGCGGUUCCGCGCCGUCACCUCCGCCUACUACCGCGGCGCUUUCGGCGCCCUCCUCGUCUACGACGUCACCCGCCGCUCCACCUUCGACAGCGUCUCCCGUUGGCUCGACGAGCUCAAUUCUCAUUCAGACACAACUGUGGCGAAGAUGUUGGUGGGGAACAAAUGCGAUUUGGAGAACAUCAGGGAUGUGAGCGUGGAAGAAGGCAAGAAAUUGGCAGAGGCAGAAGGUCUCUUUUUCAUUGAGACAUCUGCUUUGGAUUCUACGAAUGUUCACAAAGCUUUCGAGAUCGUUAUCCGGGAAAUCUAUGAUAAUGUCAGCAGAAAAGUGUUGAACUCCGAUUCUUACAAAGUCAAUUUGGAGUCGAAUGGGGUAAGCCUCGUGGAUGGGAACGGCUCGAGAAAAGCAUGGAGCAAGUACUCAUGCUGUUCAGUCUAGACUAUUACAAGGCAUUGGUAUGGCUAAAUACCUCACCCUUACCCUCUCAAUCAGCGAGUCGGUGAGUUCGUGUUAAAGUGAUUCUAUACUAUGGUUACCAAAUUUUCUCCUAUACUGAUUUGACCAAAACAUACGUCUUUUGGUUUUCCUUUGUUGGACAUAGAUGUAGUUACCUUUCUCCUUGUUUGAGACUAAGAUGUAGAUAAGUAGUGCUGGAGAAAAGGGAAAAGGAAGAAAAGAGAUGUAGAAAGAUACUUGGGCUGUGAAGUCAGUUUUUAUCUCUCCUUUUGUUGGUCUCCUUUUCACGCCAUUGCUGAUAUUUCUCACCUUCCUGUUUUAAGCUGUGAUGAAGGACUACAUUUUUCGUAUCCAUUGGCUUGUUGUAAUCUUUAAUCGACGUUGUAUACUUGGUUACAUUAGAGGAUUGCACAAGGUCACAUUAUUCUAAUUGCUCA